AUGUCUCCCAACUCUAAGCCUAAAGUUGCCAUCGUAAUUUAUUCCAUGUACGGGCAUAUAUUAAAGAUGGCCGAGAGCGUCAAAGAAGGGAUUGUAUCAAAAGGUGGCGAGGCCGAUAUAUAUCAAGUCCAAGAAACGCUCUCGGACGAAAUCUUGACCAAGAUGUCUGCGCCUCCCAAGUCUAACUACCCUAUUGCAACCCCAGAAACGUUGACGAAAUACGGCGCCUUCAUCUUCGGAAUACCUACUCGGUAUGGAAACAUGCCCGCUCAGCUAAAGACUUUUUGGGAUGCAACCGGAAAGCUAUGGGCACAAGGAAGCCUUUCCGGAAAAUACGCAGGGGUGUUCGUUGGCACGUCAGGUCCUGGCGGAGGGCAAGAAAUGACGGUGCUCACGUUCAUGUCAACCUUGGUGCAUCACGGCAUGAUUUUUGUGCCGCUUGGGUACGCAACUGGAUAUGCGAAGAUGGUGUCCUUGGACGAAGUUCAUGGAGGAUCUCCUUGGGGAGCUGGAACAUUCGCGGGACCGGACGGAGCCCGUUUCCCCACUGAGCGCGAGCUCGAGAUUGCUAAACUCCAAGGGCAGGCGUUUUAUGAAGCUGUUUCCCGAGUCAAAGGCCUUUAG
Molecule: messenger RNA, 624 nt
Organism: Psilocybe cubensis
Lineage: Eukaryota; Fungi; Basidiomycota; Agaricomycetes; Agaricales; Agrocybaceae
Exons: 5
Coding region: 1-624 (207 amino acids)
Molecular function (GO): FMN binding; NAD(P)H dehydrogenase (quinone) activity
Source: RefSeq, a predicted model, not a curated record